Auanema sp. JU1783 is the source of this 1563-nucleotide messenger RNA. Lineage: Eukaryota; Metazoa; Nematoda; Chromadorea; Rhabditida; Rhabditidae. The record is from the annotation of a GenBank genome assembly.
AUGGACACGGAAGUUUUUGAUAAUGUCUGCGCCCCAUCCUUUGCAGAAGGUGGACUGGGUAGUCGACUUGACGAUUCCACAGAUUUUUUCGAGAGGACCAGAGAUGAUAAACCAAAAAAAACUGAUGAAGUUGUAUCCUCAACAAUUCCAGUCGACACAUUUAAUGUGUCCCCAAAGAAGGCACCUUUUGCCAAUAUUCCCAUUAACUCAACUGUUAUAUCUGAAACUUCGAAAAUUGAAGCAAGUAACACUAAACCAGAAUCUACCUUCAGCAUACCAUCAAAUACUUCAAAUACCGCUGAUGGAUCAGAACUCGAAAACUUGGGCAGAUUGGCCAUGUUUGGUAAUCGUCCUCAGCAGAAACGAAGAUCUCAGUUAAGAAGAGAGGAGCGUUCAAAAGUCGAGUCUGAAAGAAAAGCUCCGAUUCCAAGACCUGAGCAAUCAUCCGUUAAGGUACCUAUUCCAGCACCUAUCCCACGUGAUCCUUCUAAUGCUCGUCAGUCAUACUCCUCACGCACGCAAGCCCCAACGCGCCCAACAACAUCGAGACUGUCCCAUUCUUCAAAUAUGGCAACGUCUACUCGUCCGCCGACUACCAUAAGAUCAAGAACUCCAAGUGUUGAACCUAUUCGUUCACGUAGAUCUGCAUUUUAUGAUAAUAGAUCUGCACCAGGCAGCUCAAGUAAAGUAAUUCCUCCAGUCGCGCCCAGGAAUAAUCUAGCUGGUCCAAUCACGAGAAGCCGUGCUCGCUUAACGAAUGAGAAUGCUGAUACUAAAAAUGCCCCACAGAGUCUUAGCAACCGACUCUCUCAGCUCCAAAUUUCGAAUCGCCCUAUAGCUCCUCUCACUAGUGAGCAAGAGUUUAGAAAAGGUAUCAGACAAAGACAUGCUGUUGCACCUCGGCUGUCAUCAACUCCAGUAGGGAAAGUUAAUAGCAAGCUACAAGAUGCCAUCACAUCAGCAAACAAGAAACCUCCUUUGCCAUCUGUUGCUAGACGCGAAGGCAGUGUAACUAGAGAUCGUCCGUUGAGUGCUGCGAAGCAAACUCCGAUCAUUGUUGCUCGUUCACCUCUCCGUAGAACUCCUGUAGUUCCAUCGCAUCCGAGAGUUGCAUUCGGGUCUGGAGUAAGACCUGCACGUUUAGCGCGCCGUUCUAACACAUCUUCUCCUGGCUUGCGCAAAUAUCCCGUGAACCCAACCACUCGUCCACUGGUUGUUACUAUACCUGACACUCCAUCGUUCAUGCGGAGACAAUCUGCGACAAAAAAAGAUCACCCUUCAAUUCAACAUGCUGACACGCCUUCGAAGCCACAAUCUAUGCAACGACAGUCUUCUGCCCGGAGAAGUAGAAUCGAUGUAGCGCAACUUGUAGAUAGAUUAAGUAAGCCGAAAGUUUUAGCUAGUCCGAAACGCGUCCCCCCGGUAAAAUCAAAGCUUGUUAAUGGCUUAACCCAUGGAUUAACUUCUCAAAGAAAAGUAAGAAGUAGAAGUACUUCUAUUGUUCGUCCAGGAUCAGCAACUAAUGCCCCAGAAACUAAUCAGUUUGAUAACAUGAAAGUUUAA